AUGGAGCCAGGACAAAUUCGCAGAGGUCAAAAAAUAACCUUCCUGAUGGCGAUUCUGAGGCUGCUGCUUGAGCUCACCCUCCUUGGGUCCGCCUGGAAGCCCCUCGCCUGUCUGGACUCACUCUUGGCUGCUGCUAUCAGUCCUCAGAUCCCAGAUAAUGGGAGUGUGCCCCUGAUAGUUGACGUGCACGUGUUUGUGUCCAAUGUCUUCGACGUGGACAUCUUGCAGUAUACAGUGUCCUCCUCGAUGCUAUUGAAACUGUCGUGGUUCGACCCUCACCUAUCCUGGCUAGAGAAUACAGAUCCACGGAAUUUCAUCACUUUGCCCUCAAACGCACUGUGGACCCCGGACCUCACCAUCCAAGAGGCCCUCUGGGUAGAAUGGAGGGAGCACAACCCACGGCUGCGGGUAAGCAGAGAGGGUUUCGUGGAGCUCUACACUGCGCUCACCACCAAGACUAACUGCGACUUUGAACUUCUCCACUUCCCCAGUGACAAAAGUGACUGCAGCAUCAGUUUCUAUGCUUUCAGCAACACAGCUAAAGAGUUAAAGUUUCAUCCCCAUGCAGUGAAUGAGAUCGUGAGUGUGAAGCGUGAAUAUAUGGUUCGAGGCUUAAAAGCUCAGGUCCCAGAACGGCAACUGGUGCCUUGCUUCCAGGUGACGCUAAGCCUAGAGAACACGGCUGUGAAGACAACAAUGGCCUUGCUGGUGCCAGGGGUGGCAAUACUCCUGGCAGAUAUCUGUGGCAGCCUCCUGCCUCUGAAGGCUACUGAACGUAUCUCUUACAAAGUGACACUGCUGCUUAGCUACCUUGUCUUCCAUUCGUCUCUGGUGAAGGCCCUCCCCAGCUCUUCCUCCUGCAGUCCUCUCCUAAUUUCCUACUUCACACUGCUACUGAUACUACUUUCCCUCAGCACCAUGGAGACCGUGCUAAUGUAUGGCUUGAUGGCUCGGGGCGACUUCAGCCCAAAUCCAGCCCCGAGAGAGGAAGGGUUAGACACUGCAAAUCCAGGGCCCAGAUCUGAAGAGCCCCAAAGGAGAGAUGAGGAGCCAAGAAAGACUUGGGCUGAGGCUAUGGACCACAUCUUCUUGCUGACGUAUGUAGCCAUCAUCGGAUGCAGUCAAAUCAUCUUUGUCAUAGUCUGGGUCUGGUGGGAAUGCAAGUCUGACCCACCUCCCGCUGAGGAUAUUCCUCAUGGAGGAAGGCCCGAGUUCUAA
This is a messenger RNA of Trichosurus vulpecula (common brushtail), 1218 nucleotides long. RefSeq names its product zinc activated ion channel (gene ZACN). The transcript is spliced from 10 exons. Gene Ontology annotation, cellular component: neuron projection; membrane; synapse. NCBI's taxonomy places the organism in Eukaryota, Metazoa, Chordata, Mammalia, Diprotodontia, Phalangeridae. The coding region runs from base 1 to 1218 and encodes 405 amino acids. Gene Ontology annotation, molecular function: neurotransmitter receptor activity; extracellular ligand-gated monoatomic ion channel activity; transmembrane signaling receptor activity. The record is from RefSeq and is a predicted model, not a curated record. Gene Ontology annotation, biological process: signal transduction; monoatomic ion transmembrane transport; chemical synaptic transmission.